CUCUAAUAUUUCAGACAAGAGCUCCCUUUAGUGAGUCCUUCUUUUCCUGACUGCAGCUCUUUUCAUUUUGCCAUCCUUUUCCAGCUCCAUGAUGGUUCUGCAGGUUUCUGGGACCCCCCAGACAGUGGGUCUGAUGGCGUUACUGAUGGUGCUGCUCACAUCUGUGGUCCAGGGCAGGGCCACUCCAGAGAAUUACCUGUACCACGUACGGCAGGAAUGCUACGCGUUUAAUGGGACACAGCGCUUCCUGGAGAGAUAUAUCUACAACCGGGAGGAGCACGUGCGCUUCGACAGCGACGUGGGGGAGUACCGGGCGGUGACGGAGCUGGGGCGGCCUGCUGCGGAAUACUGGAACAGCCAGAAGGACAUCCUGGAGGAGAGGCGGGCAGCGGUGGACACGUUGUGCAGACACAACUACGAGCUGGACGAGGCCGUGACCCUGCAGCGCCGAGUCCAGCCGAGGGUGAACAUCGCCCCCUCCAAGAAGGGUCCCUUACAGCACCACAACCUGCUCGUCUGCCAUGUGACAGAUUUCUACCCAGGCAGCAUUCAAGUCCGAUGGUUCCUGAAUGGACAGGAGGAAACAGCUGGGGUCGUGUCCACCAACCUGAUCCGUAAUGGAGACUGGACAUUCCAGAUCCUACUGAUGCUGGAAAUGACCCCCCAGCAGGGAGACGUCUACACCUGCCAAGUGGAGCACCCCAGCCUGGACAGUCCUGUCACUGUGGAGUGGAAGGCACAGUCUGAUUCUGCCCGGAGUAAGACGCUGACGGGAGCCGGGGGCUUCGUGCUGGGGCUCAUCACCUGUGGAGUGGGCAUCUUCAUGCACAGGAGAAGCAAGAAAGUUCAACGAGGAUCUGUAUAAACAGGGUUCCUGACCUCACCAAAAAGACUAAUGUGCCUUAGAACAAGCAUUUGCUGUUUCAUUAGUACCUGGUUCCAGGACAGACCUCCAGCUUCCCAAGAGGAUACUGCUGCCAAGAAGUUGCUCUGAAGUCAGUUUCUAUCGUUUUGCUCUUUGAUCCAAAGUACUGUUUCUCUCACUGGGCCUCCAACCAUGUUCCUUUCUUCUUAGCACCACAAAUAAUCAAAAUCCAACAUGAGUGUUUGUUUUCCUUUAAAAAUAUGCACCAAAUCAUCUCUCGUCACUUUUCUCUGAGGGUUUUAGUAAACAGUAGAAGUUAACAAAGAAGUUCAUUUUGGUUUACAU
Chlorocebus sabaeus (green monkey) is the source of this 1210-nucleotide messenger RNA. It is a transcript of the gene MHC-DPB1, whose product is annotated as major histocompatibility complex, class II, DP beta 1. The record is from RefSeq and is a predicted model, not a curated record. NCBI's taxonomy places the organism in Eukaryota, Metazoa, Chordata, Mammalia, Primates, Cercopithecidae. Gene Ontology annotation, cellular component: membrane; MHC class II protein complex. Gene Ontology annotation, biological process: immune response; antigen processing and presentation.